Molecule: messenger RNA, 549 nt
Organism: Vicugna pacos (alpaca)
Lineage: Eukaryota; Metazoa; Chordata; Mammalia; Artiodactyla; Camelidae
Gene: LCN10
Product: lipocalin 10
Molecular function (GO): small molecule binding
Source: RefSeq, a predicted model, not a curated record
AUGCGGCUGCUGCCUGUGCCGGUCCUGGCGCUGGUGCUGGCUGUGGGGUCCCAGGAGCAGGAGCUGCUCCCCAGGGAGUCCCACAGUCUCAACUGGAGCAAGUUUUCGGGGUUCUGGUACAUCCUUGCCAUUGCUUCCGACGCCCGAGGUCUCUUGCUGGGCAGAGACAAGAGGAAGCUGGGGGCAUCUGUGGUGAAGGUUCACACAACAGGCCAGCUGAAGGUGGUCCUCGCCUUUAACGGGGCGCGGGGGUGCCAGGCACACUCGCUGAUGCUGCGGAAGGACAGGAAGAAGGCCGUGUUCAGGAACACCUUGAAGGGGGUGAGGGGCUUCCGCGUGCUGUCCACCGACUACCACGAGGGCGUGGUCGACAUGCGCCUGGGCCGCGCGGGACAGACCGCCAAGAUGUUGCUGCUCUUCAGCAGACAGAGCACGUCCAGCUUCCUGAGUAUGAAAAAGUUCAUGGACAUUUGUGAGACUCUGAAGCUCACCAACCGCGUGGCUGUCCUCCCGAAAGACGCCUCCUGUGCGCACACUGUCCUGCCGUGA